Cetraspora pellucida is the source of this 316-nucleotide messenger RNA. Lineage: Eukaryota; Fungi; Glomeromycota; Glomeromycetes; Diversisporales; Gigasporaceae. The record is from the annotation of a GenBank genome assembly.
AUGGAUAUAUUCUUGCUUUUUAAAUUUCUUGCCCGAAAAUUCAAUCGAUCUUUUAUUUCAUUUCUUAUAAUUACCACUAUACUUUUGGCAAAAUAUCCCUUCUUUGACGUAAAUAGCAAAGGAGCUAGUAAUUUAGUUAAAAAUUCAAAACAUAUUAAUCAUAAUGUGAAAUACAAUGAUAAAGUAUAUGAUUCAGAUUCCAUUAUAUAUAGUCGUCAGAAUGUGGGAAAAGGAAGAGGAAAAAAUAGGGGUCGUGUCUUUGGACUUCCUAUAAUAUCUGAUUUAAUUAAAACUAAAGAAGCACCUAACUUGGUUC